Cooperia oncophora is the source of this 2229-nucleotide messenger RNA. NCBI's taxonomy places the organism in Eukaryota, Metazoa, Nematoda, Chromadorea, Rhabditida, Trichostrongylidae. The record is from the annotation of a GenBank genome assembly.
GUUCAAAAAUGGGUUAUCGUUAUUGGUUUGCUUCAGGGAGAGAUACCUGAAAGAUCCAUUUUCCGUCAGCCAAUCUAUAGGAAAUGUCUGCAUCCUUAUCUGGAAUUAACUCAAGAACUUAUUGGUGACGUAUUCCGUCAGUUUGCGCCUUCGAUAAGAGGCGGUCGCACUGUGUUUUCAGUGGCAGUUCCGUUUUAUUUUUCUUACUUGUCCCAUCUAACGAAAAUAGAUAUGGCACCGAUGGCGAAUCCGGCUCCAUCCACUGAGAAAAUGGAGGUUGACGAACCGGCUAAAGUUGAGGAAAAAGAACCACCAAAGGAUCUCAAUGCAAUCGCAGUGGAAAAUAUCAAAGAACACUGUGCUUUACUCGACAAGGGUGAUGUGCAUUUUGUGGGACGUGUUCUACAGGUGGUGCACAAGACAAGGAAGCAGUGCAACGCUGAAGUUUUGCAUCGCCUACUUGCAAGUCAGCUAACCGCACCAUCGUUACACAAAGAUGCCCUUCUUGCAUGGGUUCCGUGCAACAUUCCCGUGGCCAUGGAGGUGGAUACAAAACUUGCUGCUCCCUCGUCUACACAGAUAUCCUCCUCUACAAAAUCUCCUCGCCCAGUUCGCAAAGUAACUGCUCCUUCUCCCGAAUCAGAAAUUUACAUUCAUCUUCUUGUUCUUCUUCAUCUGGUAGAUGGGAAUAAAUUAGACGAUGCAAAGAAAUGUGCAGAGAUGUUGAUUGCUCGUGCUGACUCAAUUGAUAAGCGGUCUCUUGAUCCUAUGGUAGCAAAGGCUAUUUUCUACCUUGCUCUUAUUUACGAGCGGCAACAUAAGUUGCAUGAACUCGGCUGCUUCCUGAAUUCUCGACUGCGUACAGCAACACUACGCCAUCAACGAGAGUCGCAAGCAGUACUCAUUUAUACGCUUCUUCGUUGCUACCUAAUUAACAAGCAUUUCCAGUCUGCAGCCAAACUUGUUUCAAAGGUUACGUUCCCAGAAGGAGCUAGCAACAAUGAUCUCGCACGAUUUUUGUACUAUCAAGGCCGCAUAAAGGCUUUGCAGCUUGAUUACACCGCCGCUGCAGGAUACUUCUUACAGGCAAUGCGCAAGGCGCCACAAGAGGCAGCGAUUGGUUUCAAACAGAAUGUUCAAAAAUGGGUUAUCGUUAUUGGUUUGCUUCAGGGAGAGAUACCUGAAAGAUCCAUUUUCCGUCAGCCAAUCUAUAGGAAAUGUCUGCAUCCUUAUCUGGAAUUAACUCAAGCUGUUCGUACUGGAGACCUUGCCCAAUUCAACAACUUGGUCAAACGUCAUGGACCGAUUUUCGAAAAAGAUGAAACGCUCACCCUCAUAGUUCGACUUCGACAAAAUGUCAUCAAAACUGCAGUUAAACAGAUAUCGCUUGCUUAUUCUCGGAUUACCAUCAAGGACAUAGCGAAAAAGCUGUGUAUGAGUAAUGAGGUCGAGACGGAAUAUAUGGUAGCGAAAGCCAUAGCAGAUGGAGCAAUAGAUGCAGUGAUUACGUGUGAUACAAAAGACGGGCUGAGGUUUAUGCGAAGCUCUGAAACAGUGAAUGUCUACACUACAACUGAGCCACAAAUGCAUUUCGACAGCAGAAUUAGGUAUUGCUUGGAAUUACAUAACCAAGCCGUGAAAGCCCUCCGGUUCCCACCUAAGAACAAGUGCGAUGUGGAGAGUAUAGAAGCUCAACGAGAAAGAGAGCAGCAGAUGAUGCGUCUUUGGCAGCGAGUGCAACAUGCGCUCGAUACUGCAAUGGGUCUUGGUCCUCGUUUUCCUCCACUCGAUCCGGCAGUGGCACUGAAUGGCUGUGGUUCUCCGCAAUCGUCCAACAUCCGUGGAUACGGUAUCAGAGAGAUUGUGGAAGAUAUGCGAAUACUGCUGGGUGUUCCUAAGCGAAGAACUGCUAAACCUGUAAAGGAAACUCGGAAGUUCUCAUAUACACGGUUGCUGAAACCUACCACAGAUUUGGUGACUUGUCCAUCAUGUGGAUCUCCCCAUCAAGUCGACACUAUUUGUGGGAAAUGUUACGAAAAGGUUCGCGAGUUGACAAAUGAAAUUAAACGAAAAAUGAUGGCAUACAAACCCUUUGAAGGAGAGCGUCAGGAUAAACAGACUGUGGUACGGUUUUCCAAUGAUGAUGUGGUGGAUGAUGGAGUGUUAAAUGGAAAGCGAAUAAUAGAAAUCGAAAAAGAGCGGCCAACCUGGUUUAAAAAGCUCUUUUAG